Messenger RNA from Elaeis guineensis (African oil palm), 1933 nucleotides. RefSeq names its product putative tRNA pseudouridine synthase. The record is from RefSeq and is a predicted model, not a curated record. Lineage: Eukaryota; Viridiplantae; Streptophyta; Magnoliopsida; Arecales; Arecaceae. Gene Ontology annotation, cellular component: nucleus. Gene Ontology annotation, molecular function: pseudouridine synthase activity; RNA binding. Gene Ontology annotation, biological process: tRNA pseudouridine synthesis; mRNA pseudouridine synthesis.
UUCUAAUCCAUCCGCCUUCUCUCUCCCCGCCGAGUCUCUUUGUUCGCUCCAUUCGAUUCGCAAUGGCCGCCGCCUCUUCGGUGCGACUACCCUUCUCUCCAUGGCUCCUCCCGAACCCUAGCUCGCUCGCCCUCCUUCGAAACUCUAGCUCCUUUUGCUUGCUUCCAAACCCGAGAAUUUUCAGGGUUUUAUGCUCUUCUUCUGUUCCUACUCCUCCUCCGGCCACCGAUCAUGGCGGAAGGAGAUGGGAAUCCUUCCGCAAGAAGAAGGUCGUCAUGCGCGUCGGAUAUGUGGGAACCGAUUACAGAGGUCUUCAGAUGCAGCGAGAUAGCCAUUCUUUAUCGACAAUUGAAGCAGAGUUGGAGUCUGCUAUCUUCAAGGCAGGUGGGAUUCGUGACAGUAAUUACGGGGAUUUGCACAAAAUUGGGUGGGCCAGGAGUAGCAGAACUGACAAAGGAGUGCAUUCGUUGGCGACCAUGAUUUCAUUGAAGAUGGAGAUUCCUGAACAUGCAUGGAGGGAGGAUCCUAGUGGCAUGCUUCUUGCAAAUUGUGUUAACUCUAACCUACCCAACAACGUCAGAGUUUUCAGUGUAUUACCAUCCCAAAAGAGUUUUGAUGCAAGAAGGGAAUGCACUGUCCGCAUGUAUUCUUAUCUCCUUCCUGCUGAAAUUGUUGGGAUCACUAGUGAUUGCAGCUCUGCAGAAGUUGACGACCACUUAUGUCAAUUCAACAAUAUACUGAAAAAAUUUGAGGGAGAACAUCCUUUCCAUAACUACACUGUUCGUUCCAAAUAUAGGAAAAAACCUCCAAAGAAGGGGCACAUAAUCACAAGAUCAAGACAUGCUGAGGAUGCAUUUGCUGCUGAUGUUGAAGAAAAUGAUUAUCUGGAAAGUUCUGAGGUUGCGGAGGCAGAACCUGAUAAAUGUGAAGAACAUCCAAAUAUUCUGUGUAAAAGUGACUCUGAUGAGGAAGGAUAUGAUUCAUCAGGAAAACUACAAUGUGAUAUUAGAGACUCAGAAACCCAUCUAACUGUUCGUGCAAGAUGGCUUCAUGAGCCUGAUGAAAUGGAUAGACUCAAUGCAUCCCACUUCAGAAAGAUCUUUCGCUGCUCAUGUGGACAGCUAGAGACAUUUUCAGGAAUUAAUUACAUCGAGUUGUCCAUAUGGGGGGAAUCCUUCAUGCUACAUCAGAUCCGGAAAAUGGUUGGGACUGCAGUGGCCGUAAAGCGGGGUUUGCUACCGGAAGAUAUCAUAGAGUUGUCUCUGGCGAAGUUUUCUCGCAUUGUUCUGCCCCUUGCUCCUUCUGAAGUUCUGAUCCUUAGGGCUAACUGUUAUUCUGUGAGAAACCGCCCCGGAAACAUCAUACGGCCUGAAAUGCAAAUAUUGGUUGAAUCUGAAGAAAUCCAGAAAUCAGUUGAUGAAUUCUACUCUUCUGUGCUGUUGCCUCAGUUAUCCAAGUUCUUGGAUCGGUCCAAAUCCCCAUGGAAUGAAUGGGUGGAUAACUUAGAUGUGUACACAAGCAUUUCAGACACAGAGCUUGAUGAAGUCAGAGCUUCAUGGAAGGUAUGGAAAGAAGAUUUCUUAAAAAUGAAGAAAAAACGUUUGAGUUAUAGUGGUGGCUGUAUUUAAUUCACCGGUGCGUGUGCAAUGAGGUAUGAUGUCACUCCCCUCAUUUUUUCCAAUCUGGUUGAAGACAUUUUUGCCCCCUUCCAAUGCCUAUGAUCUUACUGGAGUUGUGAACACAGGAAGUUUGCUUUGUUGUAUCGUAAGAGUUGCAUGUAUGAUUUAUGCUAAGAAUCUGAUAGGUUUAGCAUAACAUUAGCUUUAUGUACCAGAAAAAUGUUGGAUAAUCCAUCUUUCAAUCAAAAGGCUAGUCAACUGUUUUAACUGUUAAUACUCGGUGAAGCUGAAUAUAUUUAUUUUGUUGCCUUGAA